AUGAUCUAUCCUCAACAAAUACAACAACAACAACAACAACAGCAACAACAACAACUUCAAAUUCAACAUCAAAUGCUUCAACAUCAACAACAACAACAAAUUCCAAACGUCCAAAAGUAUGAACUACCAGACAGCAUGAUGAGUAGUGAACCAGACUAUAUUGGAAACAUACCUACACAUCAGAACAUGGUAGGUGGAGAGGAUCAACUCUUCACAUUAUUCCUUACAGAGAAGGACCAUACAAACAACCAAGAGUACCUUUGUAAUCAAGGAAACAACAUAAUGAUGCAAAACAUGUGCUCAAACAACUACAAUCCUGCAGUAAAGCAAGAGGAUAACUAUAGUUGUACCAAUGGGAUAGUGCCAGACUCAUCCAAUUCACAACCCAACUAUUUGAAUGUCAGAAAGAUGGAUUACCUCAAUGAACCUCUUAAACAACAACAUUAUUUUGUUCCUGAAUCAGUAGUAGACAUGCCCCAUCAAAUGACUAUGAACAAUAAUAAUAAUAAUAACAACGGCCAUUCUUCCAAACACUCCUCAAAGUCAAAGAAAAAGGAAGAGGAAAGCAAGAUGAAGAAGAGAAAGUUCAUCACAUCUACACCAGUCAAGAGUGAGAACGGUACUACUCUUGUUCCAACUCCAGAUGGAAGUGUAAAUGUUGAAGAAGAGAGACAUAUGAAGAGACAAAGAAGACUUGUAAAGAAUAGAGAGGCAGCUCAACUAUUCCGACAAAGACAAAAGGCCUAUAUUCAAGACUUGGAAAAGAAAGUAUCCGAUCUAUCAUCCUCCAACAAUGAUCAUAGGGAUAAGAACGAGUUAUUGUCCUCAGAGAACAAGCUCAUCCGAGAGCAGGUUAUGUAUUUGAAGACCUUUAUCACCAAUGCCGUAUCAUUCUCAAACAUGUCCAAGGGGGCAAUGGGUAGUCCUACCAAUGGUGCAGACUACAACACCAAUGUUCAACUUCAACUUCCUCCAGGACUGUUUCCUCCCGGCCUAAUGAACGUCCAGAAUCCAUCCUCUGUUAUGACUGCAGUGGCAGAGGCAGCCAAAUCAGCCCACUAUCGUCAGAACAUCAACUCGAUAAUGUCCAUUCCCUCCCCACCCGCUCUAAGUCUCCAGACUCAACAGGUUCCAUACCUCAACCAGAGCACACCACCUCAACAAAACAUAUCACCCCUCACCGGAGUACCAGUGGUGAUAGGCAAUGGCAACGGUGGCAACUGUGGAGGAGGAAGCAGUGGACAUAGUUCACUCUCAAGCUCACCUCAAAUGAGGUGA
This is a messenger RNA of Acytostelium subglobosum LB1, 1278 nucleotides long. RefSeq lists its product as hypothetical. Gene Ontology annotation, biological process: regulation of DNA-templated transcription. NCBI's taxonomy places the organism in Eukaryota, Evosea, Eumycetozoa, Acytosteliales, Acytosteliaceae. The record is from RefSeq and is a predicted model, not a curated record. Bases 1 to 1278 code for a protein of 425 amino acids. Gene Ontology annotation, molecular function: DNA-binding transcription factor activity. The transcript is spliced from 5 exons.